ACGGGGACUUCCAUGAGUGAAUUCGCCGUUCAGUCACGGCCUUAUCUUUUCUUCUUUUCCUCUCCUCUUUCUGUUCUUCUUUCUUCCUUCUCCCUUCUUGUCUUCUCAUCUCGUCUUCUCUUCUCUCCCUCUCUACACCUGACAAUUCUACCUCUUCUCCUCCAUCUCUCAAUCCCACUUCUACUGUCUCCAUCUCCCAUCGUCGAACCCUACCUACUACACAACACCAUGCUUCGAUACAUCUACCUCAAAACCAUCGCCCUCCUCCUCCGCACCCUCUCCCGCCUCACAAGCCCCAUCACCGCCCACCCGGACGAAAUCGAGCACAUCCCGUCUCGCGAUCCCAACCGCACCAUCAGAAUCCACAUCUACCACCCUCCUCAAAGCAACCAAACCAACAGCCAACGCAUCCUCCUCAACUUCAGCGGCAGCGGCUUCGUCAUGCCCGCCCACGGCCUCGACGACCCUUUCUGCCGCCGCAUCAGCACCACAACAGGCUACACCGUCUUCGACGUAUCCUACCGCACAGCCCCGGAGUACCCCUUCCCAGCAGCCCUCAACGACGCCGCCGACGCCGUCGCCUGGGCGCGCAGCCGCUAUCCCAACGCCCGACUCGCACUCAGCGGCUUCAGCGCCGGGGGCAACAUCGCCGCCGUCACAGCGACCACCACAUCCACCACAACAGACACGCCAUUCUCGCAUCUCAUGCUCUUCUAUCCCGCGGUCGACAUGCGCGCGUCUAACCCCCCCAAGACAGCCCCGGACUCAUCCGCCCGUCCGCUCCUACCCAACUGGAUCCUCGUCUUCUUCGUCCGCUGCUACAUGGCUGGAUUCAGGGAAGAGGAUGUCCCCUCUGCGCUGGCUGAUCCGAGAGUUUCACCUGCGUUGGCUGACCCUGCGCGGUAUCCGCCUGUGUGUGGGAUUGUGACAGCAGCGCAGGAUACGAUGGCGCUUGAUGCGGAGAGUCUGGCGGGGAGGAUCGAGGCGGCUGGAAGGUCGGUCGUUGUUUGUGAGAGGAUGGAGGGGGUGGGGCAUGCUUGGGAUAAGUUUGUUAAGGAUGAGACAGACGGGGAGGGAGGAAGUGGGGAGAGGGGGAUCCCGUGGGUGAGGAGGGAGAGGGCGUAUGGGAUUGCGGUGGAGGUUUUGGGGAGGUAGUUUCUCGUUCUCGUUCUCUUUCUUUCUUCUUUGUGGUGUGUUUUAUCGAUGGUGUAUUAUUGUGGUUCUUUGUUUCUCACGUGUUUAUGGCGUUGCCGAUGGAGGUACUUGCUGGGUGGGGUUCUCUGUCUUCGAAGAAUAGAGACUACUGCUGGAGUGGGAUAAACGGAGGAUGGGGUGCGACGGCCGAAG
Messenger RNA from Aspergillus candidus, 1347 nucleotides. Its product is annotated as Alpha/Beta hydrolase protein. Lineage: Eukaryota; Fungi; Ascomycota; Eurotiomycetes; Eurotiales; Aspergillaceae. The transcript has a single exon. The coding region runs from base 13 to 1155 and encodes 380 amino acids. The record is from RefSeq and is a predicted model, not a curated record. Gene Ontology annotation, molecular function: hydrolase activity.